This is a messenger RNA of Dromaius novaehollandiae (emu), 1102 nucleotides long. It is a transcript of the gene POU2AF3, whose product is annotated as POU class 2 homeobox associating factor 3. Lineage: Eukaryota; Metazoa; Chordata; Aves; Casuariiformes; Dromaiidae. The record is from RefSeq and is a predicted model, not a curated record. The transcript has 5 exons. The coding region runs from base 105 to 830 and encodes 241 amino acids. Gene Ontology annotation, molecular function: DNA binding; POU domain binding.
UUCCAGCCCGCCGCCCCGCGCCCCCUUCCCCCGCCGCGGGGCCGGGGCCGCCGCCGCCGCCGCCGCACCGGCCGCCCGGCGAGGGGCCGCCGCCACCGCCCAGCAUGUCCGGAAAGCCCAAGGUGUAUCAAGGGGUCAGAGUAAAGAUCACGGUCAAGGAGCUACUGCAGCAGCGAAGAGCACGGCAAGCAGCAACCGGCACCAUGGUUUCUCUGGGCGGCAGCAGCAUCCAGUUUUCAGAGUCCGUGUCUCCUCCUCACCCAGCACCUUUCGAUGCAGAACCCGUCUCCUCUGCUCCCAGCUAUUGUCCAUCACGGCAGUUUUCCGAUUGCUUCUCCUGCGAAGAAAGCCCUAGCUAUUUGGAGCAGCUGGUAGAUUCCUAUCUACAGACAGAGGCGCCCUUAGACCCAGCGCUCAGCGCUCUCCAGACGCCCUCGCACUACAUCUCCGACUCCUUCCAGCCAGGCCCGCUCUGCUUUAACCAGAGCCUGGGUCCUGGAUCCCCUAGUUCAGCGGAUCUGUCCAGCCCACUAAACUAUAGCUGCUCCCCACCUCAGCUACCUCCUUUCACCCCGCUGCCCCACAGCCCACCCUCCGCCCUGGACACCAAGACCUACGGCUGCCCCUCCGAGGAGUGGUCCUGCCACACCCCCUCCCUGUACACCGCCUCCGCCUGCUGCUGCACGUCCUGCGGCUCCGAGCACGGGGACACGCGGGUCCCGGAGUACUUCUCCUGCCCCGGCACAGACUGCAUGGACUACCUGCCGCCCGUGGCCAUGGCCGAUGACUUCUUCAGAAGGGCUGGGAACUGUGACAUCUGCUACAGCUAAUGGGGACAGUGGUUUUUACACAGCCAUUGUAUCCAAAUCAGAUUAAUUGCCCAUGAACUAUGCAAAGUACCACUGCCUAACACAGCUCAGUUUAUUCUUCACUACUCACAUAUUUUCUACAUGCCAUUGUCACUACAUUAGUCCUCCUGUCUUGUAUGGUCAGGGUUUUUUGGUUUGUUUUUUUAAGAAACCCUAAAUCACCUUACCAGACACGUAGCUUACCAGACACUAAGACUGCUGUUUUUAUGACAAAUAAAUAACUUUGUACUCGU